AUGAAGGUUAUUGUUCUCCUCUCGCUUUUGGUGUCUUCCGUUGUCGCGCAGGAUGGUUACGCCGCAUUGAAUGGCGGGACUACUGGCGGCGCUGGAGGAACGACUACAACCGUCUCUGCAGCAGCAGCUUUCCAAACCGCCAUCAAAAGCAACACGCCCAAGGUCGUCUUCUUGAAGGGCCCCAUCUCCCUUUCUUCUCAAGCCUCAAUUGGGAACAAUACUUCCAUCAUCGGCGUCGGGACCACAGGCAUCAUCAACGGCGGAGGCCUCAGGACCGUCGGCACAUCAAACGUCAUCAUCCGCAACCUGGUAAUCAACAAAGUCAAGGGCAACGAUGCCAUCACGGUGCAGAAAGCCCAUAACAUCUGGAUCGAUCACAACGAGUUCUUCAGCGACACCGAUCAUGGGUUUGAUUUCUACGACGGGCAGGUUGACCUGACGCAUGCAUGCGACUUUAUCACUGUCUCGUGGAACUUCUUUCACGAUCACUUCAAGUGCUCGUUGAUAGGGCACGAUCCUGGUAACUCGAAGGAAGAUACCGGGAAAUUCCACAUUACAUAUCAUCACAACCAUUGGAAUAACAUCCACACUCGUACCCCGGCUAUGCGCUUCGCUCACGUUCAUUCCUUCAAUAACCUGUUUGAGAACGUUGUCUCGCAAGGCAUCCACUCUCGCUCCUUUGCACAAGUCCUUAUCGAAGGCAAUGUCUUUGUCAACACCACGGAGCCAGGCGAGUCCAUAGUCUUCACAUUGAAUGAAAUACAGAGGCUAACUAAUCUACAGUGUCUACAUACGGGCGACUUCGAACCCGAUGGCUUUGCAAACUUCGGAGCAGCCAGCGACUUUGGAACUGGAAGGAAUAAUAUCACGGCCACGGGAAACUUUACCAGCGUUCCGUAUACCUAUACCUUGACGCCCCUCACGAGUGUCCGCUCAACUGUUACGUCUGGUGCUGGCGUGGGCAAAAUCUGA
Molecule: messenger RNA, 972 nt
Organism: Pleurotus ostreatus (oyster mushroom)
Lineage: Eukaryota; Fungi; Basidiomycota; Agaricomycetes; Agaricales; Pleurotaceae
Exons: 7
Coding region: 1-972 (323 amino acids)
Molecular function (GO): pectate lyase activity
Source: RefSeq, a predicted model, not a curated record